Molecule: messenger RNA, 871 nt
Organism: Panicum virgatum (switchgrass)
Lineage: Eukaryota; Viridiplantae; Streptophyta; Magnoliopsida; Poales; Poaceae
Exons: 1
Coding region: 149-727 (192 amino acids)
Source: RefSeq, a predicted model, not a curated record
CAUCACCAACAAAUAAAAGGAUCGGUUCUUCAUUCUUGUCCCCCAGUACGAAAAAUCCAAGACCGCAGCCUCUCUCGCGGGUAUCAUCUCCGGUCCUCCGCAAUCCCAGCCAGAUCUCUCGGCGAGGUGAGGGGAGUUUGGAUCAGCGAUGGCCGGCGUUGAGUGUCAGCCGAAGGUCUCCCCGAGCAAAAGAAAGGCGGAGUCUUUGGCCGGCGAGGAGUGUUCGCUGGAGGAACGUGCCAGCAAAAGGAUCGACUGUUCCGAGGCGGAGAAGGAGCCGGCAGCGCCGGUGGUCGCCGGCGGCGAAGGAGAGGAGGCUCCGGCGAAGAAGAUGUGGCGGCUGCCGCAGGAGGAGGUCGACUGGAUCCUCGCCCAGUCGAACGAACCUGUCUGUUCCGAGUCCCGAGCGCUCAAGCGUGCCAACCCGUCGCUGGUGCCGUCGCCGGAGGAGGAGAAGGGCGACUUCACGGUGCUUCUCUACGAGUGUGCCAGAGUCUGCUACGAGGAGGAAGAGAAGUUCGCGAAAUUCCAGGCAUGGGUCCGCUGCGAGUACGCCUCCAAAGGAUUCGUGGAGGUCGACUACGACUACUUCGGUGAAAGAGCCGAGGUAUUUAGGCUGAGCGACGAAGCACGCGACGAGGCGUUCAAAGACUGGGAUCUCUCUUCAGACAGCGAGGACGACGAGGCUUGCAAGCUUGUGAAGAGGAAAGUUAGGAGCUUUUUCUGAAACAAAACGUUGUAUGAUUGAUUUAUGCUCAGAGAUCAUGGUUGUGCUUGUGGCUUGUCACGGCAUCAGAGUUCCUCUUGUGAUCUUGGUUCACCAAUUCAAUAAAUGAAUGCAAUUUUCAGAUUCAACAAAAAGAAAAGAAAA